Messenger RNA from Sclerotinia sclerotiorum 1980 UF-70, 1185 nucleotides. RefSeq lists its product with no specific name. The transcript is spliced from 3 exons. Lineage: Eukaryota; Fungi; Ascomycota; Leotiomycetes; Helotiales; Sclerotiniaceae. The record is from RefSeq and is a predicted model, not a curated record. The coding region runs from base 1 to 1185 and encodes 394 amino acids.
AUGCAAGUCUAUCUCACAAAUGCUUCUUUCGAAGGAGGUCGUCGAUUAUCAAAUUUUUGGCAUCGCGUACCAGUUAUCCCAAGCGACUUCAAAACUCGUUUUCAACAUGCUUCGAAAUCUCUCUACUCAACGGAAAGAGGUGGGGUAUCUCCUCUAUCUACAGACGUCUUGGAUAAACAUGCAAAGUUGAAGUCAAUUCCUAGACCUGUCGAACGUGUUUAUGCGCCUCAGUGGCGGAAAUCGAAAGUAUGGGACAAAAUAUUCAGUCCUCACUGGGACCCUCAAAGAUACAAAGCAGAAUACAAUCAAAGUAGCUGUGUGCCUCUCUGGGACAUAGCGCCUGGCUGUCUUCUUUUUCUUAAAGGUAAAACAAGAUUGGCUCCCGAAUCCCUCAAAGAGAUCCGAAAAUAUGCCCACCCUGGCGUGUGUGGCCAUCAUGUUGUGGUAUUGGCAAUCGAUGUGAAAGGGGUUGACGAAGCUACAGUCGGCUUGGCGACAAUUAGAAGCUUCUCUCAACAUCAAGAUGAGUGUCGAUUCCUUGGUUUAGAUUGGUUUGAUAAUACACACUUUGAGAUACAACAGAGAGGCAAUAACAAUCUACCUCCACCACUUGAGCAAAAUAUAAAAGUACUGCGGUUAUAUAAAACCCCCUGCUCAAAUCAAUAUCAUGAAAACCGACAACUUAUUGAGACGGGCACCAUCUUCACCGUUCCGUACCAGGAGUUAAUGACUGAAGUCAGAUUCCCUGGCGAACAUUCUGACUCGUGGUACCCCUCUUCUUAUCUUAAUGGAUGGUCGAGGCGCAUCAUUAAACAAGAUUUUUUCGCCAUGUGUGAAAUCAUCGGUUUCACACCAGAUCCAUGGGCCAGUAGUGGUCCAUAUAUGUGGAAGGAAUUUGUCAAGAAGACUGGAAUCGACACAUUUGGCUUUGAUCUCGAGGAUCCCGCACUAUACGACGAGAAGGCCUUUCAUCAACAGAUGUGGGAGGAAGGAGAGGAGGAAUAUAACAAGUUCUAUAGUUGGUCUGGAAUUGUUCAACAGAGCUCAGAUGAUUACUCACCUCUAGGGUGGGUUUUUGACCGUGAGCCGUACAAAGGAGGCCUCAUACGCAAGAAAAUUAAUGGUCGCGGCUUGAUUCGCAAAGUAGAUCCAUUCGACCCGAGCGGGAAGCAAUUCCAAUCGUGA